This is a messenger RNA of Pteronotus mesoamericanus, 213 nucleotides long. Its product is annotated as small nuclear ribonucleoprotein G-like. Gene Ontology annotation, biological process: mRNA splicing, via spliceosome. Gene Ontology annotation, cellular component: SMN-Sm protein complex; U2 snRNP; precatalytic spliceosome. The transcript has a single exon. Lineage: Eukaryota; Metazoa; Chordata; Mammalia; Chiroptera; Mormoopidae. The coding region runs from base 4 to 213 and encodes 69 amino acids. The record is from RefSeq and is a predicted model, not a curated record. Gene Ontology annotation, molecular function: RNA binding.
ACCAUGAACAAAGCUCACCCUUCACAGUUAAAAAAAUUUAUGAACAACAAGUUAGUGUUGAAAUUGAAUGGUGGCAGGCAUGUCCAAGGAAUAUUAUUAAAGGGAUUUGAUUCCUUUAUGAAUGGCGUGGAGAUGGCAACUAGUGGUCAACAGAGCAAUAUUGGAAUGGUGAUUCUAGGAGGCAGUGGUAACAUGUUAGAAGCACUGGAAUGA